AUGACAAUAUCUACCCUUAAUCAAUAUUGUGUCAUUUUAUUAGCCAUAGCAAACAUUUUCUUACCAACAUUAUGUUACUCUACCGAAGAUUAUGAGCCAAAAGCAACCUACUAUGGCAGCCCGUAUGCCAAAGCGUUUCGAGUGGGAGCAUGUGGAUAUGGUCUUUAUGGUAAAACAGUAAAUGAAGGGCAUGUUACGGCGGUCUCUCACCUUUAUAGAAAUGGAACAUGCUGUGGUGCUUGUUAUCAGGUGAAAUGCAAGGGGCCGGAUUGUAGUGAAGAGGGAGUGAAGGUAGUGGCAACAGACCAUGCAUUUACGUAUGAGGCAGAUUUCAUACUAAGUGCAAAAGCAUAUGCAAAAAUGGCAAAACCAGGAAAAGAGAUGGAAAUGCUUGAUUGUGAAUAUGUAGAUGUAGAAUAUGAGAGGAUUUCAUGCAAUUAUCCUGACAAAAAUGUCAUGGUUAAGGUUCAUGAACAUAGUUAUUUCCCGCAUUACUUAGCCUUGGUCUUCUUAUACCAAGGUGGAAUGUACGAUAUCACUGCCGUUGAGAUAUACGAGUGGAAUCACAAAGUAUUAAAAGAGUCUCUUGCAUUCACACUUCUCGCUCAAAGGGCUCUUGAGGCAAGCCAAGAAUGGAAGCCAUGCAAGAGGGCGUACGGCGCCGUAUGGGACAUAGAAAACCCACCAAAAGGGCAGCUAACUCUAAGAUUCUAUGCUUGUGGUGGUGGUAGCUCCGAAGGAAAAUGGAUGGUUGCUUCAAAUGUCAUCCCAGCUUACUGGAAAGCUGGUCUGGCCCUUGAAACCUCCAUUCAUCUUUCUUAA
This is a messenger RNA of Amaranthus tricolor (Joseph's coat), 822 nucleotides long. RefSeq names its product expansin-like B1. Bases 1 to 822 code for a protein of 273 amino acids. NCBI's taxonomy places the organism in Eukaryota, Viridiplantae, Streptophyta, Magnoliopsida, Caryophyllales, Amaranthaceae. The transcript is spliced from 5 exons. The record is from RefSeq and is a predicted model, not a curated record. Gene Ontology annotation, cellular component: extracellular region.